GUGCCGCGUGGCGGGCGCGGUUCUGGGGAGCCGGGAGACCUGCGCGGGGUAACUGGCUGCCCCUGCGUAUCCGGUGCCAGCUGCGAGGGCUGUGGGCGGGGCCUGCGUCCAGCAUGAGCGUGGGCUUUAUCGGGGCGGGCCAGCUGGCCUUCGCCUUGGCCAAGGGCUUCACAGCAGCAGGCAUCCUGGCUGCCCACAAGAUAAUGGCCAGCUCCCCAGACAUGGACCUGGCCACGGUUUCUGCCCUCAGGAAGAUGGGCGUGAACCUGACGUCCCACAACAAGGAGACCGUGAGGCACAGUGACGUGCUCUUCCUGGCCGUGAAGCCGCACAUCAUCCCCUUCAUCCUGGACGAGAUUGGCGCCGACGUUGAAGAUCGGCACAUCGUGGUGUCGUGCGCGGCUGGUGUCACCAUCAGCUCCAUCGAGAAGAAGCUGACGGCGUUCCGGCCAGCCCCUAAAGUCAUCCGCUGCAUGACCAAUACACCUGUCGUGGUGCGGGAGGGGGCCACCGUGUACGCCACGGGCACCCACGCCCAGGUGGAAGACGGCAGGCUCCUGGAGCAGCUCAUGAGUAGUGUGGGCUUCUGCACCGAGGUGGAGGAGGACCUAAUCGAUGCCGUCACGGGGCUCAGUGGCAGCGGCCCAGCCUAUGUGAGGCCUGGGGAUGGGUGGCAGCUGGUGGCGGUGGGCAGUGCGGGGACCUCAGGGCACAUCCUCCCUACUCCUCCCUGCUCGGUUGCCGUGGGCAGAGCUGCUGGACCCACCGUCGCCUGGAGGAGAAGGAGGAAAGGCCUAGGGCGGAGGUUCAGGCGCCUUCUCCCUGCAGGCGUUCACAGCCCUGGAGGCCCUGGCCGACGGCGGCGUGAAGAUGGGGCUUCCGCGGCGCCUGGCCAUCCGCCUCGGGGCCCAGGCUCUGCUGGGAGCCUCCAAGAUGCUCCUGGACUCGGAAAAGCACCCUGGCCAGCUCAAGGACAACGUCUGCUCUCCCGGUGGGGCCACCAUCCAUGCCCUGCACGUGCUGGAGAGCGGGGGCUUCCGUUCGCUCCUCAUCAAUGCCGUGGAGGCCUCCUGCACCCGCACACGGUGGGCCCCCGCCGCCGCCGCCCACUCGGGGCUGCGCGCCCCGGCACAGGAGCCCCCGCACGCUGUGCUCAGCCAUCGCUCAGCGGAUGCUUAUCGAGGCCUGGCGGCCGUGCCCCUCACCAUCCGUUGUCCUGUGAGGACGGGCUGCCCUCGGCGCCUGCACUCUGCUCCCCACAGUCUCCCCACUGCGGCCCUCAGACCGGGGGGCGGGGGGGGGGGGGUCGCGUCCAAGCCGGGGAGGCAGGCCUGGGGGAACCGGAGGGGAUCCCUGGGGGUCUGACGACACCUUCCUCCCGAGCUCCUCCUCCUGGGGAGAUUAAGCAAGUUAGACGGCAGGACGGGCCCAGGACGUGCCUCUGUGCGCUGGCACCGGCUCGGUGAGACCGGGAAGCAAAUCAGAGAGGAGGGCGGCAGGGUUAGUAUCUUGGCUCGGAGCCAUUGUCCCUAGUCUGGAUCUGCCGGAUGGACAGGCACCCCUCUCACGUCCCUGCCGGCCACGGCCGAAACCCAGAACUUCUCCAGGCGCCACAACACGACGGCAGAGCUGGGAUGCAGCCCCCCCCGCCCCAGCCUUCAGGGGACACAGAUGAGGCACACGUCCCACACUUGGGGCACGAUGGGCUGGGGUCUGGGUGCUGUUAGUGGAUCCGGUGACCCUGAGCUGGUCUGAAGGAGGGGCGAGGGAGGGCAGAUGGCCAUCUGGCAGACCGGUGGCUGGUGGAGGGAACCGUGGGUGCGAAGGCCGCGAGGUGGGUGUGACUGUCCAGCAGAGCCGGGGAGGCAGGCGCUCGUCUUCCCCGGGGGACGGUCGGGCUCAGGAGGGAGACAGAGCCUC
Lynx canadensis (Canada lynx) is the source of this 1920-nucleotide messenger RNA. RefSeq names its product pyrroline-5-carboxylate reductase 1 (gene PYCR1). The record is from RefSeq and is a predicted model, not a curated record. Lineage: Eukaryota; Metazoa; Chordata; Mammalia; Carnivora; Felidae. The transcript has 6 exons. Gene Ontology annotation, biological process: L-proline biosynthetic process. The coding region runs from base 114 to 1466 and encodes 450 amino acids. Gene Ontology annotation, molecular function: pyrroline-5-carboxylate reductase activity.